Messenger RNA from Eriocheir sinensis (Chinese mitten crab), 6117 nucleotides. RefSeq lists its product as uncharacterized. The record is from RefSeq and is a predicted model, not a curated record. The transcript is spliced from 2 exons. Lineage: Eukaryota; Metazoa; Arthropoda; Malacostraca; Decapoda; Varunidae. Bases 634 to 1848 code for a protein of 404 amino acids.
ACUGCAUCACUGCCCCUCCCAUCACCACGCCAUGUCCCCACCAUAACCACCACCACUGCGUCACACCAUCACCUCCACCUUCACCACCACACACAAUUUUGCUUCCACCAUGCCUCUUCCUCACAGACCACCACAAGCCCUCACCACCAUCACGUCGCCACAAGCCCCUCCGAUUCUCCCCGCCCUUCACCCCCCCCCCCCCCCACACACACACACACUCACACAGACACGCAUAUCAACACCACACACAGCACGCAGUCGCAGUAAGCAGGAGUAGCAUUAUUUUUAUUGUAUGUGUGCCCUGUUCCCACCCCCCGCCUGCCCCAUCCGUCACCACUGCACGCUUCACGCCCUAAUGAUGCUCCUGGCUCCCCUCCAGAGUUUCCCAGUCCAUCCCUGCGUAAGGAAAUUCCGAACGGUGGUAUUUCAAACAGUGCACUGACAUAAACAUUUCUACAUACUUUCUUCCAUUGCUUCUCCUUCCACCUUUGACCCUCUUUCCUUCUCCACAUGUUUGUUUGCUUCUCUUUGGUCUUUUCUUCCCCCUUUCUUAUUUAUCCUAUCCUUUAUGUCAUCUUUCGUACCUACCUUUGAUUUUUGUUUUAUCCAUCUUUUUCUUUUAUACAUCUUUUCAUGUUUUCUUUCCUAUACAUUCUUUCUCUUUUGUCUUGUCUUCCAUCUUUAUUCCUUCUUCCAUCUCUUCUUGUUUUCUUUCCUGCAUUCCUUCUCUUUUGUCUUUCAUCUUUCUUCCUUCUCCCAUCUUUUCAUGGUUUAUUUCCCACUCCUUUGUCUUUUCUUCCAUCUUUCUCUUUCUUCCUUCUUCCUCAUCUCUUCUUCUUUUGCCUCUUUCCCUCCCAUUCUUCCUCCUUUCAUCUCUUCGCGGUUUCUUUCCUACAUAUUACGUCAUUUAUCUUCUCUUCCAUCAUUCUCUUUUUUCCUUCUUCCUCAUCUCUUCUUCUUUUGCCUUUUCCUCCUAUUCUUCCUCCUCUCAUCUCUCCAUGGUUUCUUUCCUACAUAUUACCUCAUUUAUCUUCUCUUCCAUCAUUCUCUUUCUUCCUUCUUCCUCAUCUCUUCUUCUUUUGCCUUUUCCUCCAAUUCUUCCUCCUUUCAUCUCUUCGUGGUUUCUUUCCUACAUAUUACCUCAUUUAUCUUUCUUCCAUCAUUCUCUUUCUUCCUUCUUCCUCAUGUCUUCUUCUUUUGCCUUUCCCUUCCAUUCUUCCUCUCAUCUCUUCGUGGUUUCUUUCCUACAUAUUACCUCAUUUAUCUUUCUUCCAUCAUUCUCUUUCUUCCUUCUUCCUCAUGUCUUCUUCUUUUGCCUUUCCCUUCCAUUCUUCCUCUCAUCUCUUCAUGGCCUCUUUCGCACAUACUUUCUUCCUUUGUCUUUCCUCCCACAUUCCUCCCUCCCUCCCUCACCUCUACUUGUUUUCUUCUUCCUCUCUCUCUCUUUUGCUUCCUCUGUACUCGAUUAUGCUCAUCUCCCUCCCCUCGUCAAUCUUCUUCCGUCUCGUCUUGUCUCCUGUCCUAUCCUUUCAUCGCCUCGCCGCCUCUCUGCUCUGUUCUCUCCUCUUCUCGUCUUUCCUCUCCUCUCUUCCCUUCGCUCAGUAUUUCGCCUUUCCUUUUUUUUCAUUCUCAUUUUUUGCACUUCGAUGUUUUGGUCUUUCGUCUUUUAGCACUUCGAUGUUUUGGUCUUUUCUUCAUCUUUUUGCACUUCGAUGUUUUGGUCUUGUUUUUCUCUUUUUGUUAACUGUCUUUCAUGUGCAGUUUGUUCUCUCUCACACACAACAACAACCCCCCCCCCCCCCCCCACAUACACACACAUUCUUGGGUAUUGCGAGGGUGGACAGGUAAGACAAACAGGUGGGCACGCGAAAAAGUUUUGUGUGAUAUUGUCAAACUUUACGUAAGGAAGAGGGAGAUAAGAGGGUUAGCGAAUUGUAAAGAGAGAGAGAGAGAGAGAGAGAGAGAGAGAGAGAGAGAGAGAGAGAGAGAGAGAACUUUGAUUUAAACUCAUUUUCACAAGCAUUAUCUAUACAGUUGUGAAAAAAAAGACUCAUGGCCUGCAUUAGCCCGUUCCUGGUACAAUAACUAUGUGUGUGUGUGUGUGUGUGUGUGUGUGUGUGUGUGUGUGUGUGUGUGUGUGGGACGAGACAGUACCGUGACCUCAAGCCUCAAGGUGUUCGGAUCGCAUCUCGUCCACUCUUUAUUAUUCUUCACGUGCUUUCUCCGGACUUGAAAUUCUAGCUCGGGGUGUUUUCUCCCAAGGACGAAUGUUGAAUGAAGCGUCGAAAAGUAGGGCAUGGAAUAUGGGCUGGGGAGUGUCGAUGCAUGAAAGAAGGGUCCGAGUGGCAGGUGUGACUAUCCCUUUUUUCCUGUUGAAGUAUUUCCUUUAUCCGCGCCAAUAUAUUUAAUUAACGCGUUGGUCCAAAGUAGUAAAGAGAAUCGAGCUAAGAAAGGGAUGGAAAGGUAACCCGCCAUUCUACUUUGCGUGUUAUUCCUUAAUUGGAUAACACGAGGACAGACUAGAUCGUUUUUUUUUAAUUUUUUUUUUUAUUUGUUUUAUUUAUUGUGAUUGGCUGCAGUGUGUGUGUGUGUGUGUGUGUGUGUGUGUGUGUGUGUGUGUGUGUGUGUGUGUGUGUGUGUGUGUGUGUGUGUGUGUCUCCUGCUUCACCUUCUACACUAGUUCGGUAAUACUGAUGGUGGUAUUUUUUUUUUUUUUUUACAACAAAGGAGACAGCUCAAGGGCACAAAAAAGGGAAACAAUAAUAAGAAAAAAAAGCCCGCUACUCGCUGCUCCUAAAACCUACUACUGCUCCUCCUACACAAGACCAUAACGCUGCGACACCUUAUUCCUUUUGCUAGAGAUUUGGUGAACAAGGAACAGAAUAAUUGACUACUGUAGAAGUAACUUAGGAACCACUUUAAAUUUUAAGAGGAAAAUAGAAGAAUAGGCGAACAUGAUAUAGUUGGUAAGUUAUAUAGAAGGCAAGAGACACAAAAACAUUGGCUGGUCUAUAGAAGUAACGUUGCAGGAAACACACCAACAACACCUAAAGAGGAAAACAGAAGAAUUGAUAAUACUCACUUGUGGAAUAAAAAAAUACAGGUGUUUGAAUGUAUGGGAUACUUCAUACAUCACUUUUCAGGUAGACUUUUGGUGGGUAAACAACAGAAUCAUUAACUACUUGAGAAACAACUUUUGAAACAGAAUCACAUAAGAGGAAAACAGAAGAAUUAAUAAUACCGGUGCAAAAAAAAAAAUGUUUGAAUAUAUGGGAUACUUCAUACUUCACUUCUGGUAGACUUUUGGUGGGUAAACAACAGAAUCAUUAACUACUUGAGAAACAGAAGCACCUUAGAGGAAAACAGAAGAAUUAAUAAUACCGGUGCAAAAAAAAAAAAUGUUUGAAUAUAUGGGAUAUUUCAUACAUCGCUUCUGGUAGACUUUUGGUGGGUAAACAACAGAAUCAUUAACUACUUGAGAAACAGAAGCACCUUAGAGGAAAACAGAAGAAUUAAUAAUACUCACUGGUGCAAAAAAUAAAAUACAGGUGUUUGAAUAUAUGGAACACAUCGUACAUCACUUUUCUGGUAGACUUUUGGUAUGUAAACAGCAAAAUCAUUAACUACCAUAGAAACAACUUCAAAAAUACAAACUCAAGAGGUAAACAGCAGCAUAAGGAGAGUAUCAAGACACCUCUCCACACGAAAUUGAUCUCUCCUUUGGGCCACUCAUGUAUACUUGCUUUUAUGGGAGCAGUGAUUCGCGGGCCCUCAUUUUCCUCUCAUAUACCUUUGCCCUUUAGCUGCUUCCUUUGCUGUAAAAAAAUAAUAUUACACUCCAUGGUGAAGAAACUUGUAUAGACGCCUGAAUGUAUUAUGUGUUAAGAGUAGCCUAUGAAAGUUGGUGACAUGAAAGAAAACGGUCCUUGAGGGAGAGCUUCAAGGCCUGUCCACAACACUCUUAUGAGCCCUUUUUCUUACUCUCAAGCGGAUACAUUUCAGGGAGGACUAGACAGGAGAUAAAGAUGAGAGAGAGAGAGAGAGAGAGAGAGAGAGAGAGAGAGAGAGAGAGAGAGAGAGAGAGAGAGCAACACACAUAAAAGGGUAACUCGUGGAAAUCUAUAUCUCUUGCUAACCAGUGAGGACUUCUGUACAGCGUUUAGAGAGAGAGAGAGAGAGAGAGAGAGAGAGAGAGAGAGAGAGAGAGAGAGAGAGAGAGAGAGAGAGUGUGUACAUAAAAGGGUAACUCGUGGAAAUCUGUCUCUUGUUAACCAGUGAGGACUUCUGUACAGCGUUGAGAGAGAGAGAGAUGGGUAACUCUUGAAAAUCUAUAUCUUGCUAACCCGUAAGGACAUCUGUUUAACGCUUAUAUAAUUUGAGAGUUGGCAGGUGUGAAGAUAUUUUUUCCCCAGUUGAAGUAUUUCCCUUAUCCGCGGCCAAUAUGUCUCGUUAACGCAUUGGUCCAAGGAAGUAAAUUAAGUUAAAAAAAGAGAUGGAAAGUUAAGCCGCCAUUCUACUUCACCUUUCAUUCCUUAAUUGGAUAACGAGAGAACAGGCUGAAGCGUUUUAUUUAUUUAUCUUUAUUUGUUUUAUUUUAUUUAUUUAUUUAUUCUAGUCUUCGUAGCUGUUGUGUGUGUGUGUGUGUGUGUGUGUGUGUGUGUGUGUGUGUGUGUGUGUGUGUGUGUGUGUGUGUGACGUCAUUCCGUCACACGAGACAUAACCAGAUCGUUGAAUAAUUUAAAGAACCUGUUUGGAUCUGUAGUCACCUCACGCAACAUUUAACAGUAACAAUAAUGACAAAAACAAACACUAAACAACAACAGUAACAACAAUGACAAUAAUAACAACAACAACAACAACAACAACAACAACAACAACAAAACCAAAUGCAUAAAUAACUAGAUAAGCUGGAUGGACUUACCAACCUCGCAAAAACAAAACUAAACAAAUGAAAAAAAAAAAACCGUCAGCAUUUUUGUUUUUAUUAGUCUUUUUGUCUUCCUUUUUUUUUUGUCUUUGAGCUGCCUCCUUUACUGUACAAACAACAACAACAACAACAACAACCACGCUAACAACAAUUAAAUCAAAUCAAUCACAGUCUACGAAUAUAAAAAUCAACAAUAUCAACAACGAAAUCAGAUUUAUUACCGAAAGAAUAAGAAAAAUAAAAAAUCCCAUCAACAACAACAAUGAAAACUAAAUUCCAGUCUAACAAUCUCUCACAGUCAAGGAACAACAAAAACAACCUUCUCGGAACAAGCGGAAAGACCAGGAAAAGCCUCGUAUAAAUCCACUCACGUCGCCAAGAGGAUCUCCUGAUACGGGCGAGGCGCGCUAAUGAGACUGCCAAUGCCUCGCGUGCGUCAGCCUAUGCAAUGACGGCCCAGCGCCCUCUGUCUGUAUGGCGUGCUGUUCGUCGCUGCACACGUGGGAGGCACCAAAACAUAGAGCACAUCACCAUAGGACUUGGACAUGGCUUUGAGAUCAGUGACGACGUGAGGAAAUGAACUACUUAACGAGGAAUCACUAUAUUUGAUCAGGUUGUUCGAUAUACUAAGACCAGGAAGGAAGGGUAGUUGGAAUAUCACCAUCAUAUGACUAAGAUAUGGCUUUGAGAUCAGUGACGACGUGAGGAAAUGAACUACUUAACGAGGAAUCACUAUAUAUGAUCAGGUUGUUCGAUAUACUAAGACCAGGAAGGAAGGGUAGUUGGAAUAUCAUCAUCAUAUGACUAGGAUAUGACUUUGAGGUUACUGAGGACACCAAGAAAUGAAAGCACGAAUUAAUAAGAGAGGAUUGACUUAUAUAUACACUCUGUUCAGGUUGUUUUGUAUACUUAGGUUAGGAAAGAAGGAUAAUUUGAAGAUCACCACAAUAAGACUAAAGGGAUUAUAAGGAGGGAAAGAAGGACUAUGAUAGAAGAGGAGGAAAAUGGAAGGGACGAGGUGGGAGAGGAAGGGUAGAAAGGGGAAAAGAAAGGGAAGAGGAGGGGGAAAGGGACAUAUCUCACUCUUUUAGGACACUCCUUUGACCUCUAUUCAGGAGCAGUAAGUAGCGGGCUUUUUUAUAUUUUUCUUUAUGCCCUUGAGUUGUCUCCUUAGCUGUAAAAAAAAGGGG